AUGUCUGAUAUUAACACAACUCUCCUCAAUUCAAUUCAAAAGAUUGAGGUUGAUCUUGCUGAAAUCAAGCAAGCAUUGCGCGAGUUUCAAAGGCAAUUCAGCAAUCAAUUUGCGCCAGCAGUCAGUGCGGAAUAUCUAACUACAAUGCAACAAAGCAUUAUUGAGCAGAGUUCUCUUGAGCGCAUUGCCAAGUCUGUGAAAAGAGCCCAGCUCACAGAGUACCCUGAUCAGCUUGCACAAAAAUACAAUCUGUUGCUUCAGAUUCUUCAAGAGCAGGACUGGAAGGCGCGCUACAAAGAAGUUCCACAAGGGCAGCCUUUGCCCCCAUUAGUCCCUCUUUCAGACCAUGAUUUGACAGUAAAAAGACUGCAUCUCAAAACAUUAGGCCGUAUGGUAAAGCAUGAUAUCAUUGACAAAGACUAUCCUGCGGCCUCAAAAGAAUGGAAGAAUAUCCCAGAGAAAAACAGGGAAUACUACAUGAUGCAUUUGGAGAGGUUGGCGAAGAAUGGUGGAUUGCAUAUCCACCAAUGUAAAAGAAUGUGGUGUGCCAGAAGCCUUCUUCGGAAAAGCUUCAAGAGUGACAACCAGACGCACAAGAGAAGAAUGGCAGAGAAGAACAAAAUGUGCUGUCUCCUCCACCCACAGCAAGUGUCGAGCCUGCUCGCAAGAGAAGCCGAAGAUCGUAGUUUGGCUGCUGUGAUUGGCCAAGUUUGA
This is a messenger RNA of Phycomyces blakesleeanus NRRL 1555(-), 714 nucleotides long. RefSeq lists its product as hypothetical. The transcript has 5 exons. Bases 1 to 714 code for a protein of 237 amino acids. Lineage: Eukaryota; Fungi; Mucoromycota; Mucoromycetes; Mucorales; Phycomycetaceae. The record is from RefSeq and is a predicted model, not a curated record.